Molecule: messenger RNA, 6309 nt
Organism: Scomber scombrus (Atlantic mackerel)
Lineage: Eukaryota; Metazoa; Chordata; Actinopteri; Scombriformes; Scombridae
Exons: 6
Coding region: 1-6309 (2102 amino acids)
Biological process (GO): fatty acid biosynthetic process
Molecular function (GO): fatty acid synthase activity; 3-oxoacyl-[acyl-carrier-protein] synthase activity
Source: RefSeq, a predicted model, not a curated record
AUGGAGGAAGCUGAAGACAGAAUUGCAGUGGUGGGCAUAGGAUGCAAUUUUCCAGGCGGAGAAGGGCUUGAAAAUUUCUGGAAGGUUUUGAUGAAUGGGAGAAACUGUUCUGUGCCAAUUCCCAAGGAGAGAUUUGACUUAACGAGGUGGUAUGACCCUGACGACACCAAAGCGGGUAAAUCCUGCACAGCCAAGGCUGCUCUCAUUGAUGGUUUCAAUGAAUUUGACCACAAGUUCUUCGGCAUCACUGACAGUGAAGUGGAACAAAUGGAUCCACAACAAAAACAGGUCCUUCAGUGUGUCUACAGGGCUUUAGAAAAUGCUGGAAUUCCAACGGAGAAGGCCAGUGGGACCAGGACGGGAGUUUUUUUUGGCCUUAUGAACAGAGAUUAUGAAACAAAUGCUGCACAUGUGCACCCAAGUGUGAUCAAUCACUGGACUGGCACAGGGCUCGCCAUGAGUAUAGCAGCAAACAGAGUUUCCUACAUCUUCAACUUCACUGGACCCUCACUGUCCAUCGACUGUGCCUGCUCGUCAUCCCUUGUGGCUCUUCAUCUUGCCUGUCAAUCCAUUAAACAAGGAGAUUGUAACAUGGCUGUGUGUGGCGGCGUCAACUGUAUCAUAGAGCCAAGAGUGUUUGUUGCUCUCAGCAAGGCCAAGAUGAUUUCACCUGAAGGGACGAGCAAACCUUUCUCCAGCAGGGCAGAUGGCUAUGGUAGAGGAGAAGGCUGCGGUGUUGUUCUCCUGAAGCCACUGAAAAAGGCUAUACAAGACCAUGACCAUAUCUGGGGUAUCAUCAGCAAAACAGCUGUCAACCAAGAUGGUCACGCAGUAACGCCAAUCACCAAACCCUCCAUGACACAACAAGAGGAGCUGCUGCGAAGAAUCUACUCACAGUGCGACCUCACAAAUGUCCAGUACAUAGAGGCACAUGGGACUGGGACCCAAGUUGGAGACCUGACAGAGGCACAAAGCAUCUCAAACGUCAUUGCUAAAGCCAGACCUCCUGGGACAGAGACAUUGCGGAUUGGCUCUGUGAAGGGUAACAUUGGGCACACAGAAUCUGCUGCUGGGGUGGCAGGACUCAUUAAGGUCCUACUAAUGAUGAAGCAUGAGACCAUUGUUCCUUCAGUUUUCUACUCUGAAGAGACUGCCAGUGUAGAUGCCAAAGCCCUGAAUAUCACAGUUCCUAAGGAAGUAGAAAGGUGGGAAGCUUCUGGUGUUAGAAUUGCAGGAGUGAACAACUUUGGUUUUGGGGGUACAAAUGCCCAUGCCAUUGUCAAACAGUACAAACUGUGUCAUACUGAGCAAAAGAGUGACAGGAAGCAGGCAAAGUAUUUUGUCUUAUCAGCAAAUUCACCAAAAUCCCUCACUCUGAUGAUAGAAGACACCAUAAACCAGCUACACGAAGAUUGCAAAGUUGAUUUAAACUCUCUGUUGUACACAUCAGCUUGCAGGAGAAGCCACCUGAAACACAAAUACAGGAAGGCCAUUGAGGUUUCAUCCAUAGUCGAUCUUAAAGAGAAGCUAAGUGCUGCCGUUGACAAAACUUUUGGCCCCUCCUAUUCAGAUCCAAGGUUAGUGUUUGUCCUCUGUGGAAAUGGUGUCAUUUAUCAUGGCAUGUGCAAGCAGCUACUCAAACACGAGCCUGUAUUCAGAGGUAAGAUCAAAGAGAUUGCACAAUCUUUCCAGAGGCUGAGUGCGCUGAACAUCUUGGAGACACUUGAGAGCGAGUUUGAGAGUAGUGACUUCAAAAACCCAGAUGUUGUCCAACCUCUCAUCUUCGCUAUCCAGGUUGGCAUUACAACCCUACUCAGACACUGGGGUGUCAAGCCUGACGCAAUAUUGGGUCACUCUGUUGGUGAGGUUGCAGCCGCUCACUGCUCUGGCCUCUUGUCUCUUGAAGAUGCAGUAAAGGUUAUCUAUUUCCGCAGCACUCUCCAGACAAAAGUCACAGGGGGGAAAAUGCUUGUAAUCAGCAAUAUGGCUGUAUCAGAGGUCGCUUCUCUUCUCCCUAAAUACUCUGGUAGAAUUUGCCUUGCUGCUUUCAACAGCCCACAGUCCUGCACCCUCUCAGGUGAUACAGAUGCAAUAGAACGCUUUCACAUGGAGCUAAGCACCACAGCCAACAGUCAGAAUCUGUUCCUCCGUGUUCUGGAUGUCCCUGCUGCUUAUCACAGCCACAUGAUGGAUCCAAUUCUGCCAAAAAUCAACGAGACAAUUGGUUCCUUACAGGUAAAUGAUCUCCACACAGAGUUGUUCUCAACAGUGACGGGCAAGGAAGCACAUCAGGGUGAUUUCUGCACAGGUGAAUAUUGGGCAAGAAACAUUCGCGAGCCAGUGGCUUUUGAGGAAGCGGUGAGGUCAGCAACCAAAGGAAAAAAGAACACAGUUUUUGUAGAGAUUGGGCCAAGAAGAGCGCUACAGAGAAAUAUCAUGGAAUCUUUGGGUAAUGACACAGCUGUUCUCGCUUCGGUACAGCCAGAGAAAGAUCGAGAAACAAUCAUGUCAGUUGUUUCUAAGCUGUUCGAGCUGGGUGUUCAGGUAGAUUGGAACACAUUCUACACAGGAUACGAGACCAUACCACUGCCUUUCCCAAAAUAUCAGUUUGACUGCUCAGACAAGGAUAUUAUCAUAGGAGCAGCACAGACACAUACAGGAAGUAAUCACCCUGUCCUCCGUCUGAGUGGAAGUGGAAGCAACAUUUUCAGCUGUGAUCUUAUGUCUGAUUCUUCUUUCUACCUGAAAGAGCACAAACACAACAACAUACCCAUCAUCCCUGGGGCCUUCUAUGCUGAAUUGGGUUUAGCCGCAUUUAUAGCCACUGCCAAACCAAAAGUCCCACUCAAUUCACUACAGCUCAGUGUCAAUUUUCACAAUCCAUUUGUUUUUACCCAAAAUUCACCAGAAAUGAAAGUGCAACUAGAACAAAGAAAGAAAGAAACUAGUUUCACUGUAUUCUCCUCAUCUGCAAUGUAUGCAUCAGGCACAGUGGUUUCAAAGAAAGAGAGGCUGAUUGAGGUGCAGUCCAUUUUGCUAAGCUCCAUCUACAAAAGAUGCACAUCUGUAGUGAGUUCUAAGGAAUUUUAUGGGUAUCUCUCUCAAGGAGGCUUUCAGUAUGGAGAUGUCUUCAAUAAUAAGGGGAAUGUGCACUAUGGGGAAGAUCUGAAAGAGGCAUUUGCAGUUGUCACAGUUCCAGAGGAACUGCAGUCUCAGUUGCAUGAUUACUGUGUUCAUCCUGUUGUGCUGGAUUACCUGAUGCAGCUUCUCCCAGUCACAGUCGAGCACAUUUUUGCUGGUAGACCAGGAUUUCCUGCAAAAAUAGGAAGUUUGACAGUCUUGGAACCCUUGCAAGAUGAGAUGAUUGUCUAUCUGAGAGCAACUGAUGUGGGUGUUGAUCACUUUGAGGUCUGUGGCUGCUUUGCAGAUAAAGAAGGCAGAGUAUUGGUUGAGGUUAAGCAUGUGAUGGUCAAGCACCUUGGCAGUCCUUCUAAUGUGGUUGAGGAGUACUUCUACCAUAAUGACUUUAGUGUCAUCCCUGAAGGUAUGAAAUCUGCUCCUCCUCCUAAUGCCUUGGUCUUUUGGGAUAGUAUGGGGAUCUCUAAAGGCCUACAGCAACAUUUGGACUCAAGGUCUAGAUACAUUUCCUUCACACAUGCAAAAGACAUCUUGAGCUAUGAGUUCCCUGCUCUGUUGGCAAACCUCAAUAUCACAGACAUUGAGAAAAACUUUGACGAGGUCUUAUUUUUGUGGGGCAAAGAAAACCUCACUUCACUGGCAGCAGAUGUUGUCCUGCAGAAUUUGACGAACUGCUGUGAGACUUUCCGCCAAAUAGUUCUUGAGCUCAAGAGAAUUCACUUCCCAAACUCCAUCAGAGUGAUAACCUACUGUUCAUCUGACAUCACAUUAGACCACAUAAAUCCAGGUUUUGCACUUGCUGGCAUGACAAGAUCUUUUGCUGCAGAGAUACCAGAGCUUUCAUUUCAGUUGGUUGAUAUAAGCACUAUCUCUGCUGAGGACAUUGCUGCUCUUUGUGAUGUCUUAAGAUCGUAUCCUUGCAGCAAGUACCCAGAAUUGGUGGUAAAAGACGGGCUGAUUCUAAAACCUUCUAUUGUGCGUACCCCACCUGAGAUAACUAACAGCUCACAGGGCAGUUUUACCUCUAACAUGUCUGAACCCUGCAUCUUUCAGACAGCUGAUGCACAUAAGAUGACUCAUUUGAGUGCGAUUCAUUUUGACAAGGGGGUGCAGCCAAUUCGUGAUGGAUCAGUUGAAAUUCGGCCCACUAAGAUAUGUGUUCAUUCAUCAGAUUACUUCCCUGUAAGUGCCUCAGAUCUGAAAUUUGGCCAGACACUAUACUGGGACAAACACUCCUCACAGAACCACAAGCUACUGAUCCUUGAUUUCAGUGGUACUAUAACAGCAGUCGGAAAAUAUGUCAGGAAGUUGAAAGUGGGAGACCAAGUUGCUUGCUGUUAUCCUGUGGUGGCAGCCAGCAAAGUUAGAGUUCCAGAGGAUGUGUGCUACAGCACCAAACGCUUCCUGUGCCUUAGAAAAACACCCUGUGUUUCCUAUUUUGUGCUUGCUUGGGAAAUCCUGCAUCAAGCCUUGCCUAGAGCCAAACAUCAUCUAGGAAUCAUAUCCUCUGUCCCUGACUCUGCUCUGAUGAAAGUCUUGGCACUCACUUCUCGCAAGUCUGGUUGGAAUGUGAUAGUUAAAACACAACGACAUGGCUAUUUUGUAGAUGUCAAUCAGCUAGACACAUUCAUUGUCCUACCUCCAUAUGAUGAAUCCCUGAUUGCUAAAAUCUGCAAAAUUCCUGGUGUCAAAUAUGUUGUCAUCAUCUCUGAAUUUCAGACGCCGUCUCUGCUUGCUCAGGAUGUAUUCCAAAGUAUAAAGGAAAAUGUUCAUGUGCAGACAAUUCACAUGCCAGUCAUCUUACAAAAGGGAUCAUUGAGUGCAAAAGGGCCAUACAUUGAUCACUGGCUCAAGUCCUUGAACUUGAGCAGGACAUUUUCUCUUGAAAGCUUUACCUUUCAGAAUAUGAAAUCUGAAAGCAUCACAAUUCAUUCAGAGGAACCAGAAACAUACUUCAACUCAAGGAAACUGGCUGUUGUGGCUCUAGAAAGAGGUAUCAAGAGUACACUAUGUGACAUUCCAUUGCUGCCAACAAAAAAACAGCUUUUCCAAAAGAGAGCAGUGUACAUUGUGGCAGGUGGUCUCUCUGGUCUGGGCUUUGAAACGGUCAAAUUCAUCUCGCAAAGAGGGGGUGAGUACAUUGUCAUACUCUCCAGGAGCAAGCCCACUCCAGAUGUGAAAAAAGAGAUAUGCGAAGUGGAAAAACUGUGUGGGAACUGCAUAACUACCAUGCAGUGUGACAUAUCUGUCUCUGAGCAUGUGCACAAGGUUAUCAGUGGCAUCAACCUGAAAUUCCCUGGUUGUCCAAUCAGAGGAGUGUUUCACAGUGCAGUGGUCUUGCAUGAUGGGCUGAUUGAGACCCUUAACAGAUCUCUCUAUGAGAAAGUUCUCAAACCCAAAGUAAACGGUGCACUUAAUUUGCACCAUGCAACAGUGAGCUGUCAGUUAGAUUACUUUGUGUGUUACUCCUCCAUCUCUGCUUUUCUUGGAAACGCAUCACAAACAAACUAUGCAGCAGCCAAUACAUUCCUCGAUAUGUUUUGUCAGUACAGGCGCAAACUCGGUAUGCCAGGACAGUCUAUCAACUGGGGAGCUCUGAACCUGGGGCUUCUCCUGAACAAGGAGCAUUACCAGCAAUUUCUGGAGGCAAAGGGGAUGAUGGUGUUGAAUGUGGCUGAAAUUCACCAAAGUCUGGAGCAAUGCCUUGUGAUCAACCGACCCCAACAGGCUGUUUGCAGGUUUCACUUCAGAAAUAUCAGACACAACAUCCUCUCUCAAAAUGUGGCCUUGACCCUGCGCCUGUCCACGUUAGUAGAGGAAGCUUUUCAAAAGUCCAAAGAGACAGAUUCUCCAAAACAAACCAAUUCUGUCUCACCAAAAGACUAUGUUGCCUCACUACUUAUAGAGACCAUUAGCGUGGACAAGAGUGAGCUGAAAGACGAAUCACUUCUUUCAUCCUUAGGCAUUGACUCCAUGCAGGCCAUGACUCUGCAAAAUCUCAUCUUUCAAAGGAGAGGUGUGAAUGUGCCUUUAGUGAUGUUGUUGGAUCCCAAUGCCACGCUGUCAACAGUGGUAGCUAUACUGAGUGAAAAAUCUGGAGACGAAAAUGUCAGCGAUAACCAAGAGUCCCUUCCAGCUGAGGACAUAAAUGAUGUUUCGACCAGAUUAUAA